AUGUUGUUUUAUAAAAGCAGCAUAUAUGUGUCUACGCUUCUGUGCUUUCUAAUGCACCCAGCUCUAGGUGUGGAAAUUACACGAGACGUGGUGUUUAAUGUUCCACUACUCGAUAUGGAUGUGACAGUGGAUGCCGGUUUUGCCGUUUCGUUUUUGAGUCAAGGAAGUGUACCAAUUUCAAUGGAAAAUGGUGACAUAGCAAACAAUGGUGUAUUUUGUUUGGGGAAUUCUAACUUCGGGACAAUUUCAUCAGGAACAAUUACGAACAACGGUCCGAUGUUUCUUCAAGCGGAAAAUGUUGAAAGAACGCAAGCCUUACAAGCCACGACAUUGAUUAAUAAUAAUUUCUUGACUUUUUAUGGAGGAGGUGCCGUUAAUUUAUCAAUAACUGAAAGUUUUAUUAAUAAAGGUCUGAUUUACUUCAAUUUUCCUGAUAAUCCAAUCACCAUUGAGGGGCCCGCCAGUGGAAUUGUUAACGACGGUGUAAUAGAUAUUUACUUUACUGGACAAGCAACUAUUUCCAUUUCAAGUAUUGUGGGAACAGGUUGUGUAGUUCUCAAUCAAGGCAAUUUUCCAGCAUUCGAUCUUUCCAAAUCGUUUAAUCAAACAAUAUAUGUCGAGGAUGGUUACUCAUGGAUUAGGUUUUUUGGUAAACAGUUACCAGAUUCUAUUCCAGUUGUGAGAGCAGCUGACUUUUCAAACGGACGUAUCAUGAUAGUUGUUGGUUCAGCCGAAACUACUCCGGAAAGGCCCACUUUUAUUUUUAAUAAUAUCACUGGUAUAGUCAAUAUUACAGUUUCUUCUGGGUCUUACCUUGUCGACGUAGGUCUGAGCAUGGAUCCGGCGCUUUCAACUGCAGGAACAUUUUUAGAUUACAAUGGUGAUGAAUACGCACUUGUUAUUAUAAUGAAAACUAAUGGAGAUGCUAAGCCCUCCAAUUGUCAAACAAAUAUAGAUCAAUCAUCACUUGGCCUCUGUCCUUACCAGCUACCUCUCCCAAACCCUUUAAUAACGACGGCACCAUACGCCGGAAAAACUAUAACCAAACUAGUUUCCUAUGAAACAACACUGGCUUCUGAUGGGUUACCAAGUACGGUGGGCAUCACUAAAUAUUUUAUUCCAUCAUUGACUUUUCCCUCCCCAUACACUACAACUUCUGUUAAUGGUGGCAAGACCUAUACUAAAGUAGUGAGUUAUUUUACUACCUCAGGGUAUCCUCCAUGGUUAACUGAACUGACGAAUCUUCCAUACGUGGGAACCACUACGUCAACUCUUUCAUUUUCGAUCCCACCACCACACACUAGCACAUUGACAGAGGAUGAUAUGACUGUAUCGGAGAUUAUUUCGUAUUAUUCCACAACGGGUAGUGACGGUAAACCUGCCACGGGGACCACAACUAGUACCCUUACUGCAACGAGCUACGUUACAACCACGGUGACAGAUUAUAUGAUGGGUACCACUCAUAUCACGAGGGAUCAUACUUCACAAGGGACUUGGGCCAGCUCAACGACAUAUUCUACGGAAAUCGAGACGUACAUUAUUAGGGCUUCCCCCACGGGAACAGGAACUGAAACUUUGUCUACAAUUAGCUGA
Naumovozyma castellii is the source of this 1593-nucleotide messenger RNA. RefSeq lists its product as uncharacterized. NCBI's taxonomy places the organism in Eukaryota, Fungi, Ascomycota, Saccharomycetes, Saccharomycetales, Saccharomycetaceae. Bases 1 to 1593 code for a protein of 530 amino acids. The record is from RefSeq and is a predicted model, not a curated record. The transcript has a single exon.